AUGCGUACACCAGAUCAUUUCAAGAUUCCUAAAGAACGGCGUGCCGAUUAUUGGGAUUAUAAACCUAGUCGAGACGAACUUAUCAAGGAGCCACUGAUUACUCCAAUUCAUGAAAUUAAAAAUCAGAAUAAAUUAAUUAAUAGUGCUAUGCUGUAUUUCAGUAAGCCAAGCCAUAGAGACCAUGGAUUUUAUCCAGAUCCAAAAAUUCCCUAUGAAGCAUAUUUUGCCAAUGAAACUGAAGAGAGGGAAAAGCUUCGAUUUGGUGAGAAUGAAACGAUUACUUUUGAUAUUAAUGAGGAAGUUGGUAAAUUGGUCAUGAAAGAAGCUGAGUACAAACCAGCAUCUCAGCAUGGGGCCUUGGAUCAGAAAAAUACUAAAAAUAAAUCCAUCUUAAAGACUAAUCCAAGAACCGUUAUACCUUAUCGACCACAUGCUAACCCUUAUAUCGAUGCGUGUCAAGAAGUUAUGAUUAAAUGUUAUAAUAUGUGUGGUAUUUCAGUGGAUUAUUUGGACAUUGAUAAAAUGUUUGAUUCCCUCGGUAAAUUGAUGUUUGGGAUUUCCAAUGAAUUUAAGAUGAAAGAAUUAUGCUUUAACUAUGUGCUAGCCGCUGAGAAGCGCAAGUGGUUUGAAGAGAAGGAAGAUUUGAAAGCUUCGGUGGAACAAUUCAAGACCGAAAGAUUGGGCUUGUGUGAGCUAAAUGUUGAAUUGGGUAUAAAACUACAACAAGAAUCGAAAAGAGUCGAGAAUUUACAAAAAUUACUUGUCAAAUUAGAACAAUUUGAUAAAGUUCAACAGGAAAAUACCGGUCUCGCUUUAGUCAAUACUGAUUUGACUUCAAAAAAUGAUCAAUUGACUUCUAAACUAUUAAAUUUAGAGGCAAAAGUGCUUCAAUUGUCUGACGUGGAUAGAACAAACGUUGAAUUGAAUGAUAAAAUUUCAGCAUUGACUUCCAAGAACGAAAGUUUAAGCGAUGACUAUGAUAAGCUUUUCAAAGAGAAGCAAGAGUUAGAAUCUAAGAAUUCUGAACUAUUGCAGAAUAAUAAUGAGCUUCGAUCAGAAAGGGAGAGAUGGCUUGAACGCAAUGAAAAUUUGAUCAUAAAUAGCACUGAUUUUAAUGUGAAAAUGGAGGAAAGAAAUGCAAAGAUUAAAUUCUUGGAGGCUCAAAUAGAAAAUAUUAAGGCCAAAUAUGAUAGAGACACCAAAUCUGACAUGAAAUAUUUCAAAAAUAAGAUCAACGAUAUGUUAAGGGAAAAUGUAAAUCAAACUUCUCAAAUGGAGAAAGUUAUAGUAAAUUUGAAUCAAGCCAACUACAAGGUUGAUGAAUUACUAAAGGACAAUGAAUCUCUUCGUGUGGAUAAUAACAAUAUGCGUGCUGAUCUUCAACAAAAGUUAAAGGACAUUAAGGAUUUACAAUUACAAUUGAAGCAAGAUAAAGUGACUUUUACCAAAUAUGAAAAAUUGGAGAAUGAAAAGACAGCUUGUGAUAAGGCUCUAGUACAUUUAAGACAAGAGUAUAGGACUCUACAAGAAAGUUUUCAAAAUUUGAAAGAGGUUCAUAGUAAUCUCGAUGAUCAAAAUAAAGAAUUGAGUCAAUACAGGAAAGCCGCCCAUGAUGCCCUUUGUGAACUCAAUGAAGAAGUCGGUAAAUUGGAAGAUAUGAAUGCUGUUUUACAAGAUGGUAAACGAAUUGAUCAGAUCCAAAUUAACGAUUUGAACUGUCAAGUGAAAAAACACAUAGAGACUAUUGAAUUGUUAGAGAGAUCCAAUUCAAAAUUUAGAAAGAAACCACAAGAGUUAGAAAAUAAAAUUCAGACGUUGCAAUGUGAAUAUGAAAGAUUGGAUAAGCAGUACAAGGAUAGAGAAACUGAAAUUCAACAGGCCAAACUGAAUAUGAGGAAGAUGACAACUUCACUUUACAACGCUCGAAUGAAUGCAUCUGACCAUGAGAAUAGGUGCACAGCCGCAGACUACAAUGGGUUGACUUCUAACUCAGCCAAAGCACCACUUAGAAAGAGAGACAUGUUACGUUCUUUGGCUAACAGAAGGACAGUAUUGGUGACAGAACCUUCCCAAAGUCUAAACAAAAAUAUAUAUUAA
Molecule: messenger RNA, 2097 nt
Organism: Zygosaccharomyces rouxii
Lineage: Eukaryota; Fungi; Ascomycota; Saccharomycetes; Saccharomycetales; Saccharomycetaceae
Exons: 1
Coding region: 1-2097 (698 amino acids)
Source: RefSeq, a predicted model, not a curated record